UGCGAAACUAGGUCACUACUGCUUAUCUUUAUCAGUGCUAUCUGCAUAGUACAAUACUGGUUCAAUACUACUUCUCUAUUGUAGAAUAUAGCUGACGAAUGUAUGUGGACAAACAACAAUAUAAGUAAUAUUGAUAGGCUAAGCUUGACAAUUUUCAAUUUGUUUACUAUGUAUUGAAUACAACUGGUUUUCUUCAUAAAUACUGUUAGUUUAAACGUAAAGAGUUGUCUAUCAAUUUUAUUCUCAUAAUAAAAUCAUAGUUGAAAAUGUGGAAAGCCAUUUUACUUGUUGCCAUUUGCUUUAAUUUUGUUAGAGCUUAUGAAGAGAAUUCUCAGUUAAGCUCUCUUAGAAGUUUUGUUGAGAAGGUCAAAAAGGAAAUUGAAUUGAACAGUUUACAGCAAUUGGUUAGAAAAUCGUUAAUGAAGAGAGAAAACUAUGAUAGUCAGCUUCCAAUUUGGCUUGAUGAAGAAAGAGAGUACUUUGAUGGAUAUCUACCUGUUGAGCAAAUUACUAUCAUUGGUAAAGAUGGAGCCUUUGCAACUAAACAUUCUGGAGGACUAAAUGUACCACUAACUGAUCCUCAAAGAGAACUAAUUGUUGAAAAGAUGAAAGCAAAUGAUGUUGGAUUCUUUAUGGGAAUUGUUCUUCACAUUGAAGGAGGUCACUUUCAGUAUGUUGCAACUCAUGACUCUGUAAUUUUUUAUUAUGACCCCAGAAGGGGAUACAUGGCAAUAGGAAAGUCUGGAAAUGGGAUUGUAAUUGUACGUGCCGAUCUUACUAAGAAUGCACAAAAUAUGUUUGUUUUUAUCCAAAGGAUUGGGAGACAUAUUCAAUAAUUAUGAGUAAAUAAUCAGUUUAAUGAAUUUAAGACCGCGGAUUGAAAUGAACACAUGCUUUUAUUCUGUCAAUAAUAUUUUCUGAAUAGGUUAGGAACUGAACUAUCAACUGUUAAUUUCGUAGGGUUUAUAUACUCUUUUAAGAGUUGAUAGUUCACCAAUUUCAAUGUUCACAAAAACAAAAAAGCAGCUUUAUCUUGAAAGUACCACCAAUGUACAAAACAGUUGGAUUUUGAUAAUAAAUUCAGCUGAUGGUUUGUUGCAAAGAUUAAAA
Dimorphilus gyrociliatus is the source of this 1110-nucleotide messenger RNA. The record is from the annotation of a GenBank genome assembly. Lineage: Eukaryota; Metazoa; Annelida; Polychaeta; Dinophilidae.